This is a messenger RNA of Acomys russatus (golden spiny mouse), 794 nucleotides long. RefSeq names its product COMM domain containing 8 (gene Commd8). NCBI's taxonomy places the organism in Eukaryota, Metazoa, Chordata, Mammalia, Rodentia, Muridae. Bases 60 to 629 code for a protein of 189 amino acids. The record is from RefSeq and is a predicted model, not a curated record. The transcript is spliced from 4 exons.
AGGCACGUCGUAGCGUAAACCCAGGCCUGUCACGUGACAAGUAUCUUUGCUUCUCCCAGAUGGAGCCGGAAGAGGGGACGCCGCUUUGGCGGCUGCAGAAGCUGCCUCCGGCGCAGGGGGCCCGGCUUCUUCACAAAAUAAUUGAUGGUGUCUGUGGCCGAGCUUACCCUGUCCAGCAGGAUUAUCGCAGUGUUUGGAACUCAACGGAGUGGAAGCAUGUUCUAGAAGAUGUUGCCACGUUUUUCAAAACUGUAGUUGGAAAAAAAUUUUCUGAUGAGGAGAUACUCCAGCAGUUGGACCAACUGAAUUCAUGUCAUCAAGAAGCUGUUAUGAAAUGCUUAAAGAGUAGGAAAAAUGAGAUCCAGCAGGCCCUGUUAGGAGAAAUAGUUGAUAUUUCUUGUGGGCAGCUACAGGAUUUUGAUUGGCAGUUAAAGCUCGCGCUCUCUAGUGACAAGAUUGCCACAUUACAGAUGCCCCUUUUAAACCUGAAUCUGGAUGUGAAGGAAAAUGGUACCGUGAAACCGUACUCUGUUGAAAUGACGAGAGAGGAGCUGCAGAGUCUAAUCAGCUCCUUGGAGGCAGCUAAUAAGGUGUGUGCUCAAGUUGGAUCAUACAGUCUACAUGCUUAAGCAUCAAUCGACCCUGGAGGAGGAAGAGCAGAGCUGUGGCUGAGUUUUAGUGUGUCUCACUUCACUUUACGUCAAGCACAGGAAGCAUGUGCGUUCUCCUGCGGAGGCUUGACUAUUUUAGCUUCUGUCAUCUUCUCUCAGCUGUGUUUUAAGUUAAUAUUUCUG